AUGGAAACUAAAGUAAAGUGUGACAAGAGUGUUAAGCUUCAGAAGAAAUUUGGAUCUUCUUGGUCUUGGUUUUGUAACUACUCAUCUUCACAUAGGGGUAGACUCUGGGUUGGCUGGUCUCAUGACAAGGUUAAUCUUUUAGUCCUCUCCUCCCAUGAGCAGUUCAUUCAUGUCCAAAUUAGCUCCAAGGAUCUUCAACAUCAGAUUUUCUGUACUUUUGUGUAUGGCUUACACUCUAUUCAUGAUAGGUUACCUCUCUGGGAUGGUAUUUCUAGUCUUGGAACUGUUUCUGGGCCUUGGCUUAUUAUUGGUGACUUUAAUUCUGUUCUCAAUUCUUAUGAUAGAGUUAAUGGUAAUGCUGUCACUGAUUAUGAGGUCAAUCAUUUUAGAAGUUUUGUUGACAAUCUUGAUCUUUGUGAGCUUAAGAGUAAAGGUUCUUUUUACUCUUGGUCUAAUAAGGGUCAUGGUAAUACUAGAAUUGCUAUAAGGAUUGAUAGGGGGCUUGUGAAUCAAGCUUGGUUGAACAAGUAUUCUCAUGUUGAAUCUAUCUAUCUUCCUCCUCUCCUUUCUGAUCACAACCCUCUCUUGGUUGAAGUGAGUAAGUUUAUUGCUACUAAGGGGAGACCUUUUAGGUUUCUUAAUUUCUUGGCUGAUCAUGCUGAUUUUUGUUCCAUUGUGGAAAAAAGCUGGCAUAGUGUUACAGAUUGUUCUGCUAUGGUUACUAUUUGGCAGAAUUUGAAAUCUGUCAAAAAGAACCUGAAAGAUCUGAACACUAAGUAUUUUGCUAAUGUUGAUGAGAAAGUUGAUGUGGCUCUUGCCUCUUUGGAAGCUAUUCAGAACCAGCUUGUUGUGGAUUAUUCUAAUUCUAACCUUCAUGUUAAAGAGGCUGAAGUUGUAUCUAUGGUGAAGCAUUGGAUGUGCAUCCAGGAGUCCAUUUAUAAGCACAAAUCUAGGGUUGAUUGGAUUAAGCUAGGGGAUUCCCGUUCUCACUACUUCUUUUCUGUUAUGAAGCACAUGCAAGGUAGAAAUAGAAUUGAUUCUAUCUUCACUGAAGAUGAUGUCCUUUUGAAAGAUCCUAUUCUUAUUGAAAAUGAGAUUGUGGGGUUCUAUAAAUGGAUCCUUGGUUCUAGUGCUAGUUCUCUCCCUGUUGUUGACUUAGCCACUAUUAGGAGAGGUUCUCAACUCAGCUCUAGCUCUAUUGAUAUUUUGACUUCUGUGGUUACUACUUCUGAGAUUAAUAGUGCUCUAGCUCAUAUUGGAGAUGAUAAGGCGCUGGAAUUGAUGGUUUUAAUGUUGUUUUCUUCAAAAAGGCUUGGCCUAUGA
Chenopodium quinoa (quinoa) is the source of this 1323-nucleotide messenger RNA. RefSeq lists its product as uncharacterized. The record is from RefSeq and is a predicted model, not a curated record. Bases 1 to 1323 code for a protein of 440 amino acids. The transcript has a single exon. Lineage: Eukaryota; Viridiplantae; Streptophyta; Magnoliopsida; Caryophyllales; Amaranthaceae.